Messenger RNA from Closterium sp. NIES-67, 3077 nucleotides. Lineage: Eukaryota; Viridiplantae; Streptophyta; Zygnematophyceae; Desmidiales; Closteriaceae. The record is from the annotation of a GenBank genome assembly.
UUGAGGUAGACCGUCUACGGCAAAACAGCCUCCUCACCUUGCCUCUCCGACCAAGUUCCGUCAACCUGUCAGACCAGGCUCUUCUAGGUUUGCUGAGCGGCGUCUACAGUAUCGUAUUUAUUGCACAGAAGAAGGUUCCUUGAUUUCAAUUCUUGAAAGACGUCAGUUGCCGCCGCCGGCUGGUGAGUGUGGUUCUUGUCUCCGUCCGCGCACUAGCCUGAAGUGUGGCCUGGGUAGCGAACUGUGGUACUGUAUGUACCGUGUACACGUGUAGUGCUCCCCACCACCCCCCUUCCCCCGCUCCCCCUUCCGCAUAACACCUGCUCCGCCGAUCCCGCUCGAGUUCCCGCUUUGGAGGCUUAUCCGAUGGAUCUACUACGACCGAGAACUUCGCGGAGGCCUUCAUUCAUUCGUCCGCGGAUAAGGCUUAUCCGACCACACGAUGCCGCGCAACCAGUUACGGCGCUGCUCCGCACAUAGGAUGCCAGCCGCACACGUGGCGCACAGCGGCCACGAGAUGCUCUGUCUAGAGGAUGCCGAUUCCUAUUCGUCCAGAAAAGAAGCACCCUUCGCUCUCGGAGUGCCCCUUCUCGGCUCAGCUUUGCACCUCGGGGGGACUCCGCGGCCCCGCACCUUAUUGGACUCCGCGGAGCUCGAGAUAAGCUCGAAAAGCUGCUUUUAUUGAAUCAUGGCAAGAUUCAGCACGCGUGCACCCAGCGGGAAGGACGUGCGUGCGUGCAUGGCCGGCCGGCUGGACGAUUCAAUGGAAACGCGGCGUGCACUUUCUUGGGAAGACGAGCCGCGAACGAGAGGACGAGAGAACAGAGACCGUUGUUUCGUUCUCUCGUUGGCUCGUUGGCUCGUCCUCGCGUUCGUCUCGUUCUCGCGCUCCAUCCCCAUUUAGACGAGACGGAGCCAUCUUCCGCGCAUCAGUCACUGCUUUCGCGGCAAGCAAGCCUUCGCGGCGGCAAAGCAGCCGUCCGUGUCCCUCUCUUGCGCUGCGGACACGAGCUCGGGUCCGCGCCCAGUUGGCUCUUGCCAUCGCCGGUAGUUGAGCGAGCUCGGCUCCAUGAUCGCGCCGAGCUGCGUUUCUUAGUAACAGCAUUCCUCCUCGAAUUCAAGUUCAAUGUGUCACAUUUUCGGUGUUGGAACACACAUCGUUCGUCUCAGGCUGUCUUCACUCGGCGAGUGAUCCAUUCAAGUCUUUCUCAGUUUGAUAAGUCGCGCAGAAGGACUCCUUUCCCCGGGCCCCCUUCUUGGUCGUGAGUCCCUCGAGUCUAGUUGGCUAUUACUAUAGUGGAGUAGGCUUCUACCAUAGUCCUCCUAUACCAGUGCCAUGGACAGUGCAACAGCCUCGUUAGUGCCGUUUUCCAUAAGCCCGACUAGCCGACAGCAGCAGCAGCUACAAGUAACCGGCGAGGCUUGGGGGUACCCAACCUGCUCCGCAGGUUCGGAUGACGGGGGCCCGGAGGCUUGGAUCAUCCAACAAAUCGGCCAGACUGACGCAGGUUCCAUGCCAGUCGGACUCUGGACGGAUUCUGUCAUGACGUCACCUCCCAGUGAUGCCUCGGAACCAGGGGUAGCCGGGUCAUCUGGGGCUGACGUCAGCAUGAUGAUGGAUGGGAUUGAUGGCCCUCUGGAUUUUCCCUUGAAGCAAUGGCCGCCAAAGCAAUGGCUUCAGGGGAUUGAUGAAUCCUCAUUGACCGACCUUGACGUGAGACCCAUGGUGGCAGACGCUUCUGUGUUGGUACCUGAGGUUGCUGGUAGUGCUUUUACUGCUGCCACUGCUGCCGCUGCUGCUGCUGCUACUGCUGCUACUGGCGCUACAGUUGAUUCUUCCAUAGCCCAGUCGCUGAGUUAUUUUGAGGAUGCACCACUGAUGCAAUCACAACCGUCGAUCAGCACUGCUGUGUACGAUCUUAGGGCUUCACACCAGCCACGCGGCACCACCCUCGACGGAACGCUGAACGAUGUUGUGGUUGCGGCAGGCGGGUACAAGUUCAAGCACUGCAGAGCGGCAGGCUCUGAUGCCUGUGGAUGCUCUGACGAUCCCAAGGCAAACACCCCAGCCGCGGCCAGACUGCUUGAUUCUGAGUUGCCUCAGAGGAAUUCCCCCCCAACCCCAUCAACCCUGAGGCGACAGCUGGAUCGUCGUUCAAGUUCGGUGGGAACUGACAUUGAGAGUACGAGCCCCAUCAGUGCUGCUAGUUUCAAGGGCUUGCCAGUGGGGAAUGCGAGCAUCGGUGCCAGGAGUGGUGGUGGUGAUAGCCUCCACAUGCUGAUUCAAGGUUGUGUUGCUGCCGCAAGUGCUUCACCUGCUACUGCUGUGGCUGGUGCCGAGGCAACAAGCGAGGCGAAACAGGGGGUGAAACAGGAGUCGACUCAGGAGACGACACAAAGGGCAACUCAAGAGGCUGCAUAUCCAGCAGACCGAGCACACGCGACCCCUCUAGCCCAACCCAUGGGCUCAGCCAUGCUUGCCCCCACGGACCCACUUAGUGGUAAGGUGCGGCUGGGUCCAGCUGUUGCCUCGGCCCUCAUGGCGCCACCCAGUGGCAGUAUCCCUGCGCCAGGACGGCCGCCUAUUCACCGGCGGAGCGCCAAGGAGAAGAUGAGACGACACAGAGUCAGCGAUGUGUUGAAGCGGCUGCAGAAGGCCAUUCCUCUGUCGUGGCUGCGCCAAAAGUACCCGACAAAUUUGACUUCACGGACGGAUAUAGCCUCGCUAUUGCACGCUGCAGCGGAAUUUAUAGGAGAGCUGGAGGAUCAAAAGGUCCAACUGUCACAUGCAUGCAUGUACCAGUCGCUGUCGGGAUUCAGCUGCCACUGACACAUGGCUCGAGUGACUCGCUCGCAUCAGGCAACCACUCCAGCUGUCACAAAUCACGACCCUUUUUUGCUCGCACAGCGCAGAUUUAGGGGCUUCAGUUUACCCUUUUUUUUCCGUUGUCAUUUUGCUGUAGGCAGGGGCAAGCAACACUGACCUGCUUACAGUUUUAGUUGCUGCACCAUAUAUCUGAGAAAAUGGGGCUGGAUGCUAUCUAAUGAGCUACUGUACCUUGGCUUGUACCGUAGUU